Messenger RNA from Monomorium pharaonis (pharaoh ant), 5019 nucleotides. RefSeq lists its product as uncharacterized. Lineage: Eukaryota; Metazoa; Arthropoda; Insecta; Hymenoptera; Formicidae. The record is from RefSeq and is a predicted model, not a curated record. The transcript has 14 exons. The coding region runs from base 704 to 2707 and encodes 667 amino acids.
UGUUAAGCGGAUAUAGUAAAAGACGUAUCUAAAAGGGAAACUAGAGCCUUAUUGAGAAAACCCGCCAACAAAUCCUAUCUUCCCUCCUAACUUCCUGACUCUAGCCCUUGUUCUUCUAACCGCGGGUUUGAACGGGCUCACGUUUUACAGAUUAGAAUUUUGUAUUUGCCUCGGCAGUACAUAUAUUAAAAUUGGAACAAUACAGAGUUUAGAAUAGAGACACGAUGACUCUUAAUCAUAUGUAUAAGUAUUACAUAUAUGCUUUUAAUUUAGAUAUCUCGCAAAAGAUAUGUCAGAAUGAAAAAUUCUAUGUGCUGAAUAGUACUGUUUUAGUGAAUUAAGAGCACAUAUGUAAUAUUUAUAUAUAUGAUUAAGAAUCAUCGUGUUUCUAACCUAUCCUAUCCUAAUCUGAAAUAAUGAUUAACGACAAUCAUUUCUUUGUCAUUAUCGUUUUUCGUAUAUUACACAAAUAUGACUGCGUUUCGACAUUCGUUACUAGUCUUGACAAAAAAUAUAUACGUGACAUAAAUUAUGAAUUUCCAAUACUGAAAAUGAAUAUCGAAACACAGCUUAUAUUAUCUAACUGCUUUACAAUAUAAUAAUGGUAAGAUAAGUGAAAUAAAUAUAAUAAGAAUGAAUAUUUUUUUUGCAAGAAGCAUUGGAAGGUCAAAACUAAUAAGAAGUGAACCAAUAUUUUAUUAAAAUGGAAAUGAUAGAAGGAAAACAAAAUGGAAGUCAAUUGUUUGUUUAUAAGAAUUACUCUUAUUGUAUGGACAAGCGAUAUGAUCACAUAUUUCGGUGCUCAAAACGAAAAACUGAAAAAUGUUCUGGAGUAUUGAAGAAAGAAGGGGAAUCUUUUACUUUGGAAAUACCACACAAUCAUUCAGAAGAGCUAUAUAUUUUAGAAAUUAAUAAUAUGAAGAAAGAAAUGAUUCAAUUAUCCAAACAAACAACAAAAUCUUUUAAAGAUAUAUUUGACACAGUUUGCCGCAAGAAUUUAUUAGCUGCUUCAUAUAUAUCAUAUAAUAAUAUAAAAUCCAUUUUAAGUCGUGAAAGAAUCAAAUCGCGUCCAAAGAUUCCAAAUAAUUUAUAUUCUUUACAUCAACAAUUAGAAAUAUAUGAACCUAUACAUAGAAUCUAUAAAGGUUGUGCAAUAUCGAAUGAUAAUAAAGUAGCUCUUAUCUUCAGUAGUGAUACAUUAUUAAAGUUGUUAUCUGAAGCGCGUGAAGUUUUUGUGGAUGGAACAUUUUCCAUUGUGCCCAAAAAACCAAACAUUACUCAAUUAUACAGUAUACAUGUUCGCUAUGCUGAUACGGAUAUAGCAGUAGUUUUCGUACUAUGUGAAGGACGUUCCAUCCCUUUGUAUAAGGGAAUGUGGGAAAAAAUAAUUUCACUUGCACCGGGUCUAAAAGAAAAUCUAAAAUUUAUUAUGGCGGAUUAUGAAAAGGCAGCUUUAAUAAUAAUGAGUCAACAAUUUCCAGCUGCUUCUAUCCAUGGUUGCUGGUUUUAUUAUUGCCAGGCAUUAUAUAGAAAAUGGCGACGUCUGCAGUUAAAUAAUGUAUCGCGUGAAUUUUUGUCUAUGGCAAUGUCUAUGGCAUUAGCACCUAGUGAUUUAUUUGUGGAUUCAUUAAAUAUUAUGCAAAAUAUUGCAGAUCGUAUUUCUGCUAAUUAUCCAAAUGUAUUAUUAUUUAUGGCUUAUCUACGCAAUACAUGGCUACCUAUAGCACCUAAAGUAUCUGUACAUAAUUGUCCAGCUCGUACAAAUAAUUUAGUGGAAAGUUUCCAUCAUAUUACCAACCAAAAAAUUGGUACAAUUAAUCCAAAUUUAUGGGUAUUUUUAGAACAUUUGUCGGAAAUUGUAACAAAUCAAGAAAUUGAUUAUGCUCGCUUGCAAAAUAAUAUACGUGUUAGGCGACCACGUACACGAUUCAAUAAAGAAAGAAAUAAUAAAAUUAAAGAUAGACAAUAUGCUCUUAUAAAUGGUGAUAUUACGUUGGAACAUUUUUUACAUAUGUUUUCACACUUUAAUCCCUAUGAACAGCAAGAAUUGCCGCUUGAGGUCAAUGAUCAUGAAGAAGUAGAUGCAAGUUUACUUUCAGAUAGAAAUCCAGAAUCAGCAGAAACUGGAUAUACGCAAAAUUUUAAUCGAAGACGACGUCGUUUUCGCAAUACUUCUGUUAAUUCAUCAAGGCAACAGGAAAAUUUUCUAUCUAAAUCUUCAGAUUUAAUAGACGAGCAGCAUUUUGAAAAUGUGGCAGAACAAAACAAUGAUCUAAUAGACGAGCAGCAUUUUGAAAAUGCAGAACGAAACAAUGAUCUAAUAAACGAGCAGCAUUUUGAAAAUGUGGCAGAACAAAACAGCAAUCCAAUAGAGUAUUUUGAAAACGUGACAGAACAAAACAAUGAAUAUAUAAUAAGCGAUGACGAAGAUUAUAGAAUACCGGAGGAUGAUUUUUGUUUUUUGAACGAAAGCAUCACCUCGGAAACGUUUCAUGAAGUGGGGAAUAUGGAAAAACUUAUUGAUGAGAAUAGAGAAAUACGACCAGUAGAUACUUGUAUUGUAUGCUUAACGGAAAAAGCAUCAUAUGUAUUUGUUCCGUGUGGACAUCUAUGUGUGUGUGAGAGCUGCAGCACAAAAUUGCAGCACAAAAGAUGCCCAUUGUACAACACAGAGUACGACAACUGUAUAAAAAUAAUUACGUCGUAAAAAAGGAAAUAUUGGCAUGUCGUCAACUUCAUCUCCCACAAAGAAAACGGCACUUCGACGCAGUACCUAUAAAAAUAAGUCUCAGUAGUAUUUGUUCAUUUUUUUACAUAUUUAAUUUUAUUAUAUCGUUAUGCGAUACAUCUUAUUCUCAGGUUAAUAUCGUUGGUACUUACGAUUAACUGUAAAGCUAUGCCACUACUCGCGACCUGACGUUAGUUAAUGUAAAAAAGCUUUAUUUCGGUUUUAAUUUACUUUCCAUCUUUUUUGAAAUCUAGAAGUUAGCCAAAUACAAAUAAACAUGUUAUAUUCUUGUUAUUGGUGAUAUAUCUAUCAACAUAAUGAAAAAGCUAAUUUACAUUGACUAAUGUCGGAUCGCAAGUAGUGACAUAGCUUUAUAUCCAAAUGUUAACAGUAACAUCAGCCAGAGAGCAAGGUGUAGUUGAGACAAUAUGUAAACCUUAAUAUAAGUUACAUGAUAACAAUAUAUGUUACAUGAUUUUGUAUUGAAAGUAAUAGCGAAUUCGGUUGCUUGCACUAGUGCACACUAAGGCUUGUUUACAUACUUUACAUCAGCAUUCUUAUAUUUAAGAAUACAUGUUCAAAAACUAUUUAACCAAAAAAAUAAUUCUAUGAAUGUUGUACAGAUUAUUUUAUUGAUUACGAAGUAUUUUAAGAAGAAUUUAAGAUGAUUCUUAAAUAUAAAAAUUGAUUAUAAACAAGCCUUAAUAUACACUCAGUGCGCACUAGUGCAAGCAACCGAAUUCGCUAUAAGUUACAUUGAUUAUGAUACAUCGCAUGUAAACUCCAUUAACUUAUUUGUUACGUGAUUGUUUUUUUCUAAUUUUGUACUACAGCGCAUACACGGACGCACGCACGCAUACGGACGCGCGUCCGUGUGGGACAAAUGUAUAGUAUUUCUCAUUUAAGCAUAUAAUGCAAUUGACUAUUGAUCGUGGUUCUCUAUUCUCAUCGAUAAGUUUUUUCAUUUCACGUAUUCUUCACGUAACAAAUAAGUUAUGGGUUUUAUACACGUAUUCGUGUUUUAUUCAAUAUUACGACUUACUACCCAGCAAGCACAGAACAUUGCGGCAAUGUUGUAAUAUUGCUCUGAUAUUGAUACAAUGUUAUAACAAUGCCACAACGUUGCUGCUAUGUUCUGUGUUUGCUGGGUACCGAGUAAUACACCUUACUCCCAGGCUAACAUUGUUACAAGUAGUGACAUAGUUUUAUAUCUGAAUCUUAUUAGUAACAUUAGACUGAGAGCAAGGUGUAGUUGAGACAAUAUGUAAGCUUUUGUUACAUGAUUUUAUAUUAAAUCUAAGUUACACGUAAUUUUAUAUAUUAAAUCUAAGUUACAUUGAUUGUAAUAAUUUGCAUGUAAAACUUUUAACUUAUUUGUUACGUGAAUGUUUUUUCUAACUCUGUACUAUACGCACGCACGCACGCAUACAUGCACACGCGCAAAAUACACACACGCAUAUCCGCAUACACACACACGUACACCCGCGCGUGCGUCUGUGUGGGACAAAUGUAUUUCUCAUUUAUGAUAUUUCUCAUUUAAGCAUAUAAUGCAAUUGACCAUUGGUCGUUGUUCUCUAUUCUCGUCAAUAAGUUUUUUCAUUUUACGUAUUCUUCACGUAACAAAUAAGUUAUGGGUUUUAUACACAUAUAUUCGUGUUUUGUUCAAAAUUGUGACUUACUACCGAGUGAUACACCUUACUCUCAGGUUAUCAUCGUUGCUACUUAGAUCAAUUUACUUUCUUUUCAGUUUUAGAUGUUAGGAAAUGAUAGAAAAUACGUCACAUUCAUGUUCGUAUAUGUAUCAACAUAAGUUGGUUAAAAAGCUAAUUUACAUUGACUGACGUCGGAUCGCAAAUAGUGACAUAUAUUUAUAUCCAAAUGUAAGUAGCAACAUCAGCCUGAGAGCAAAGUGUAGUUGAGACAAUAUGUAAUUUCUAUAUAUCCUAGAUAGCACAGAGAGUUCAAAAAGAACUCAAUUGUAUGUCACCAAUUAUAAAUUCUUUUUAAGAAGCAAAAAGAAUUCUUUUUUUACAAAAAUUCUUUUUGCAUUUUAAAAAGAAUUCAAUAUUGGUGACAUACAAUUGAGUUCUUUUUGAACUCUCUGUGCUAUCUGGGAUGCUACAUGAUUUUGUAUUAAAAGUUAAGGUACAUUGAUUGUGAUACUUUGCAAUAUAAUAAUAUAUUUUAAUAAAUUUCUAGUAAUUUCCUUCAAACAAAAAUGUGUGCUUGAACAUCUUGUUAAUAAUAUCUCAAAUAUAAUGUAGUCAAUCGAAUUAAAAUUUUAACUGUAA